This is a messenger RNA of Biomphalaria glabrata, 3893 nucleotides long. Its product is annotated as G-protein coupled receptor GRL101-like. The transcript is spliced from 2 exons. Lineage: Eukaryota; Metazoa; Mollusca; Gastropoda; Planorbidae. Gene Ontology annotation, biological process: G protein-coupled receptor signaling pathway. The record is from RefSeq and is a predicted model, not a curated record. Bases 63 to 3605 code for a protein of 1180 amino acids. Gene Ontology annotation, molecular function: protein binding; protein-hormone receptor activity; G protein-coupled receptor activity. Gene Ontology annotation, cellular component: membrane.
GUGAUACAAGUUUUAACUAUUUUGUUUCAUUUUGUAAAUACAUUUAGUAGACCUCGAGAAAUAUGUUUCAUUUCUAUUUCCUUAUCAGCUUAGGUUGUGUUCUUUCCUUUCCGUUGGAAGAGUGUGACAUGAAGAAACUUCACUUAAGGUUUGUCGUGGACUGCCGAGAUGAUAUUGAAGAACAAAUGAGCAUAUUUAAUCAAACACAACAGUUUUUUAUUACUUAUAGAGGCUGGAGUAUCCCAGAAUUCACUUUAAUGACUUAUUCACAGGAAGGCAUCUAUCAGAUACAAAAUGUGACAGAUGUUGAGAAACUAAACAAUACAUGUCCUGACAAUAUUUCACAAGAGUUCAUUGGCAAUCAGUCACUGGCAUGGGAUGAGAAUGAAGAUAGGAGUGAGUCACAUUCAAACAUUAUUCGAAUAACUGUGAUGAUGCUUCCCUAUUUUAUAGAUUGUGAUAAACUGGAUAGAGCUUUAAAAAACUAUUUAAAAAUGAACAAAUAUUAUUUUUUCAUUAUAUUUAAAAAGCGUGCAAGCUCUUUUCUCCCAGACUGUUUCAUCAGAAAUUAUUUGCUGUAUUUAACAGCUUUUCGUGAAUUUAACAGCCAAGUAUUUUAUUCCAGACUAUGUCAAAGUGAAUGCGAACCACAAGCUGAUAGGUUUUGGAUUGGAAAAUUUCUAAUAUCGUCAUACGAUAAAUCAGAAAGUUCAACAAUGUCCAGCAAUGAUGCUCGCCAGUACUGUGCAGGGAAAAAGAAAGCCUAUUUGAUUUCUUUGGAAACUUAUGAGGAACUCGAAUUCAUUUUCAAAAAAUUUGGACAAAAAGGAUUUGCCUUACAUGUAGGACUCAGUGUAGAAACUGAAGGCACGCCACAGUGGGCAUCGUCGAACCCGUUCACAUUAAGAUACAAUUACUCUCCGAAAUAUUCGUAUGUAGAAAAGCGUAACAAAAUUAAGAAAAGUCAGUGGAAAAAAAAAUAUAAUCUACCAAAUCUUUAUGAUUUUAUGGGCGAUCCCGAUAUUUAUUUUAGGAUAAAGUAUAAUAAUUAUUAUGAAACGAUAUAUUAUGAUUAUGAAAUAGAAAAAAUACCGCAUCUAAAGAAAUGUUUUUUUAUAACUCACGUCAGUGACAAAAUUCUACACGCAAGCCUUAAUACCACUGGCGUUUUUCAUAUUAUUAAUGAAGAUUGUGAUAGAAAGAUCGAGAACUCACUGGCUUUAUGCGAAUGCCAUUUCAGUAUUUCUAUUAAUCAAAUUUCACUGGAAACGCGAGAAACGGAAGACACUUUUGUAAAAGAAAAUUAUAUUUCAGAUUUUCGUGCAAUGAUAAGUUCACAAAUCAACUCUUUUCAAUUGAUCAACUGUCAUCAUCCCAUGAAUUCCUCUAAUCAUAGUGAAGCACAAAAAGUAUGCAGCAAAUACGUACCUCACAUUGUCCAACUUUACCCGAACGUAACUAGUGAUUGGCUAAACAUGCUUUUGAAAGCAGAAAAUGGCCUAAAUAGUAUACGAACAGUUAACAUCUCCAGCUGUACGUUUAGAAGCCAAUCUCAAAAACAACAUAAUUGUCUUAAAAACAUAAGCUCCUGCAAACACUGCUUGGGUGACAGGGAUACAAGUGUCCAGCGACCAACAUCAAUAAAAGCAAAUUUAAACACCUUUAAUUGUGAAUCUGGUGGGAUCGCAUUUCAGUGUAUUAAAUUUGCAACACGUUCACUAAAUUGUAAAGCCAAUUCUCAUUUACAGCAAUGUGAGCGCUUUACAUGUCCUCCUAAUUUCGUAAAAUGUUAUAACUCUUUCUGCAUUCAACCUGACAUGAUAAAUGACAAUGUCAAAGAUUGUCCUCAUGGAGAAGAUGAAAUAGUCCUGCCAAAAAACGACACCGUGCAAUGUUUUGGGAAUGUCACAGCCUAUGUAAAAGAUCUUUGUCUUAGCAAUCUUUAUCCCCAUAAAAUACCAAGUAAACAAUAUCAUUGCUCCACUGCUUGUCCCGAGAAUUAUACUUGCUUUUCGAACAGACGAUUAGUUAACAGCACAAUGUCAAUAGACAUUUACACAUUUCGUUUCCCAGUCUAUGUCAGUUCUGACUUGUAUUUCUCAGAAAUGAUUUCAGCUUAUUUUCCAAUUCUACAUACCGUUUCUAUUUCUGUUCAAAACUGUAAAAUAGAUAAUUUCGACUCGACGUUUAAAAAUUGGAGGCUUUCAAAUCUACAGGAAUUAGAUUUAAGUUUCAAUGACUUUAAAAGUAGUAACGAUAUGAGCUUGUUUCACGAUAUGAUCAAAUUAACUUUUUUAAAUCUUUCAAAUAAUCCAAGGCUGGGAAUAAAUCAAAAUUUCACAUUUCCAGAAAGUUUGGAAACCCUCGAUCUCUCUCACACUUUAUUUAAGUCCAUUAGAGUGAAUAUGUUUCUUAAUUUAAAACGACUAAAAUAUCUAGAUUUAAGCAGCACAAGAGUUGUAACAUUUAGAGACUUGGGAAUACCGAAGUUUUACAAGCUAGACACCUUGUAUUUGAAAAAUGUCACAAUCUCUCAAAUACGCAAAGAUUUUUUUAAAGGGCUGACCAUUCGGACUGGAUUGUGGACGAGUGACUUUACAUUAUGUUGUCCUCAAAUUUUAAAUGCAAAUAUAUCUGUGGACAAAUGCCAUGGACCCGCUGACGCCAUCUCCUCGUGCAAUCAUCUCAUUGGGGACGUGUUUAAGAGAUUGGUCAUUUGGAUUGUCGGUAUCAUAACAAUAGUAGGUAACGGGAUCGUAUUAAUCUACAGAUUCGUGUGGAAUCGAGAGGUAUUUAAGAAAGCUUAUGGUCUUUUUGUCACAGGUCUUGCAUUUUCGGAUUUCGUUAUGGGGAUAUAUUUGAUGAUUAUUGCAAGCGUUGACAUUGACUAUAAAGAUAUGUAUGUCUUGGAAGAGAAACACUGGAGAAAUGGGACGUUGUGUCAGAUCUCUGGGUUUUUAUCAACUCUCUCCAGCGAAACAUCAACUUUCUUUAUUUGUUUGAUCACUUUAGAUCGUUACUUGAGCAUCAAUUAUCCGUUUGGUGAAUAUAAAUUAACAAAAACGUGGACUCGUAUACUAUUUAUAUUAGCUUGGUCAGUGGGCAUUGUCCUGGCAGCUGUUCCUUUAGUCAUUUCAAGUUGGAAAAUUUAUUCCACUAACGGUCUGUGUUUGGCUCUUCCUUUUAGUUCUAUUCGUUUCAGCGGCUGGGAGUUUACGUUUGUCGUUUAUGUUGGAGUUAAUUUUGUUUUAUUUUUACUUAUCGCCUUUGGUCAAGUGGCCAUCUUUGUCAACAUAACUCGCAGAAAGCAGUCUAUGCCGAGCUUAAAAAAAUGUCCCAAAAGAAGAUUAGAAGAUUUAGCUGUUGCCAGGAAGCUUGCUUUUGUUGCUAUGUCUGAUUUUCUGUGCUGGUUCCCUAUCGGAAUAAUUGGAAUCUUUUCAAUGAAAGGACACACAUUUGACCGCGAUGUUUACGCUUGGUUUGCGGUGUUUGUCUUACCCAUAAAUUCAGCGUUAAAUCCCGUCAUCUAUACCAUCCCUACUGUAUAUGCCAAAUGUAAACCCAAACAGCAAAAUAGUACAGAAACAAAUUCAAGUCAAUUAUGAUUAUCGAUACUAUACAGCAGUCCCACCCACUAUUUGUAUUAAUAAAGUCGACUCAUCUUUUCUUCUUAGAAAAGGUAAAUGCAAGGGAGGGAUGGGGUUGAUAUAUUGCUAGGAUGAGUUGUCGAAUCAAAGAUCGCAUGUUUCAUGCCCUGGCCAAGACGCACAUUAUUUCGCUAUAUUACACUCAAUAGUUUAUGUCAUUAAAAAUUGUGUUCAUUUACGCAUCUACUAUUGCUUCUUCACUUUUUAUUCAAGAAUGUUUUGACCAGCAUUUGUAAUUAGAUAACU